CCAUAUUUUAAUAUAAUCGGAUGCGUGGAACAUCAGUUCGUUCAAUUUUUAAUUAUUCGUGGCACAUUUAAUUUGUUUUUUACUCCAUUUCAUUUUAAAAUUUUUAUUUUAAUUCUUACUCAGCAAGACUAAUUGAAAAUUCAAAAAAAAAAUAAAUUGUAAAUUUUUAAAGACUUGCAAAUUAAAUGAAAAGACUUAAGAAGAAACGCUUUUGAAAGCAAACAUUUGUAGACGUGCCUAAAUUUUCUAAAAUAAGUAAAAGACUAACAUCUUCUAGACAGUAAUAAGUGUAUAAAAAAAAAACAAGAAGACAAAAAAAUCGAAAGACUAAAGCGAAAAAAUAUCAAGUAAGACAGUAGCAGACGAUUUUUGAAAACAUUAUUAAGAUGGCGUUUUGUGUACUGAGACAAUUGGCAAAAACUCCUAUCGCUACAAGAGAACGCAUUGCACUUUUAGCUCCAGCUGCAGUAAGCUUGAUGUGGAAAGGAAAUUCUUUUUCCACAUCACUUAAUGUGCAAUGCUCCAACAAAAACAAUCCAGUUAACAAAUCAAAUAUCUUUGAUCAAGCACGAGCCUACUCAAAGGAAAAUAUCAAGCAAAAUGCUCGAAAAUAUGUUAGCGACAGCGACUCUGAUUCUGAUUCAGAUGCAGAAAGGCGCAAAAAGAAAGAUGCCUACACAAGCAAAUUUUGGAGACAAAAGAUGAGAACAUUACAUGGAAUAUUCGAUGUCAACAACGAUGGCGUGAUUUCAUUUGAUGACUUUAAAUGUUUGGCUAAUAAUUUUGGAGAUUUAGGACAUUUAUCGAGAGAAGAAAUGAUCGAAUUUAUCGAAGUUUUACGUAUAACUUGGGAGACAAAUUUCGGUGAAAUAGAUCCUUAUAAUUUGGUAUCUGUAGAACAAUACCUCACCGAAAUGUAUCAUGCGAUGACGGACAAAGAUUUGAGAAAAAAGGUCCACAAAUUCCUGCCUUACCUAUUUCAAGCAGUUGAUAAAGAUCAUUCUGGUGAAAUAUCAAUUGAAGAAUUUAAAUUGUUCUUUAAAUGUCUUGGCUUGACAGAACGAGAUGCACAAGUAUCAUUUGCUGCUAUCGAUAAAAAUAACGAUGGAGUUUUAUCUAUCAAAGAAUUUGUUAAAUUAGGACGCGACUAUUUCUUAACAGAAAACCCUAAACGAGUUUCGAAAAAUUUCUGGGGACCAUUAGCUUCUGACCACUAAGAACUCUUUGUUAAUAACUAUAGAAUAUUUUAUUGAAGGAUUUAUAAAUCAUCAUCACUGUUUAAUAUGCAGUGAACUCAUUUUUUAUGCUUGAUAUUUUUUUAUUUCUUUCGUUUUUUA
Messenger RNA from Chironomus riparius, 1337 nucleotides. The record is from the annotation of a GenBank genome assembly. Lineage: Eukaryota; Metazoa; Arthropoda; Insecta; Diptera; Chironomidae.